AUGGCCGACUCGUUGAACAUGAACGGUCUCACUCUGAAUGAGUCGAAACACGCUCCGGCCGGUUCCAUGCCCGGCGGUCGUACCUACAUCCCUCCUCAUCUGCGUGGACAGGCUUCCCGCGGUCCCCCAGUGAUGAACGUGGAUGGUGCUGGUGCUGGUCCAGCGCCAGCUGCCGCUGCAGGCCCCGGCUUGAACGGCAGUGCAUGGGCAAGCAACAACAACGCCAGCGCCAAUGCAAAUGCCAACGCCUCUGGUGGCGGAUGGGCAAAUGCUCAAGAUUUCAAGCCUGCACCUUCUUCCAACGGCUGGGCAGGACACGGUGCGCGCCCAUUCAACCCUAAUGCCUACGGUGCUCCCGGAGGUGGUUCAGGUGGCGGAAGUCAUGGAGGCCAUGGCGGCGGCUCUGCUCGUGGCUCUGGAGAUGGACAAUGGCGAGACGGUCAACACAUCCCAGGCCCUGCCAACCCAAAGGUCGAGCGCGAAUUGUUCGGCGUUCCAAAUGACCCGACCAAGGCCCACACUGGCAUCAAUUUCGCCAACUACGACGACAUUCCUGUCGAAGCCAGUGGCCACGACGUACCAGAACCUGUCAACACUUUCACCAAUCCUCCACUUGACGAUCACCUGAUCAGCAACAUCAAGCUUGCACGCUACACAACUCCUACACCUGUCCAGAAGUACUCUAUCCCCAUCGUUAUGGGUGGACGAGAUCUCAUGGCUUGUGCCCAGACUGGCUCUGGCAAGACCGGCGGUUUCUUGUUCCCGAUUCUCUCCCAAGCCUUCCAGACCGGCCCGUCUCACGCUCCCACCUCCGGAGGUGGUUUCCGCCAGAGAAAGGCAUUUCCAACAUCACUGAUCCUUGCCCCCACCCGUGAACUUGUCUCCCAAAUCUACGACGAAGCACGCAAGUUCGCCUACCGCUCCUGGGUCAGACCAUGCGUUGUCUACGGAGGUGCCGACAUUGGUACUCAACUACGAUCCAUUGAGCGAGGCUGCGACCUGUUGGUUGCCACCCCUGGUCGUUUGGUCGACCUCAUAGAACGAGGUCGUAUCUCACUGGCCAACAUCAAGUACCUGGUUCUCGAUGAAGCCGAUCGUAUGCUGGACAUGGGUUUUGAACCCCAAAUUCGUCGAAUCGUCGAGGGCGAGGACAUGCCAACCGUCCAGAACCGUCAGACACUCAUGUUUUCAGCCACUUUCCCACGAGACAUCCAAUUGUUGGCACGUGAUUUCCUGAAGGACUAUGUGUUUUUGUCCGUGGGUCGCGUUGGUUCCACCUCGGAGAACAUCACCCAAAAGAUUGAAUAUGUUGAGGAUAAUGACAAGCGCUCUGUCUUGCUCGACAUCCUGCACACUCACGCUGGUGGCUUGACCUUGAUCUUCGUCGAGACCAAGCGUAUGGCCGACACUCUGUCCGACUUCUUGAUCAACCAAGGCUUCCCAGCUACUGCUAUCCACGGUGACCGCACUCAGCGCGAACGUGAGCGAGCCUUGGAAUUUUUCCGCAACGGUCGCUGCCCAAUCAUGGUGGCCACCGCUGUUGCUGCUCGUGGUUUGGAUAUUCCGCAUGUCAUGCACGUCGUCAACUACGAUCUUCCUACCGAUAUUGACGACUACGUCCAUCGCAUUGGUCGUACUGGUCGUGCUGGAAACACCGGUCUGGCAACCGCUUUCUUCAACCGUGGCAACCGCGGAAUUGUCCGUGAGCUCAUCGAACUCCUCAAAGAGGCUCACCAGGAGAUUCCUAGCUUCUUGGAAAACAUCGCACGCGAGAGCUCUGGCUUUGGCGGCGGCCGUGGUCGCGGCCGUGGUGGCGGUGGCCGUGGAGGUUCUGCAACUCGAGACAUGCGUCGUAUGGGCGGCGGUAUGGGCGGUGCUCCUUCAUAUGGCGGCGGCUUUGGCGGCUCUGGCGGCUACAGUGGUGGUGGCGGCGGCGGUAGCAACUACGGUGGGGCUCCAUCAUGGGGCAGUUCCGGUGGCGGGGCCUAUGGAAGCGGAUACGGAGGUGGCAGCGGAGGUGGUGGCUCGUAUGGCAACCCAGGCGGUGCUAACGGACCAUCAUCUUGGUGGUAA
Messenger RNA from Exophiala spinifera, 2073 nucleotides. RefSeq names its product ATP-dependent RNA helicase ded1. Lineage: Eukaryota; Fungi; Ascomycota; Eurotiomycetes; Chaetothyriales; Herpotrichiellaceae. Bases 1 to 2073 code for a protein of 690 amino acids. The transcript is spliced from 2 exons. The record is from RefSeq and is a predicted model, not a curated record. Gene Ontology annotation, cellular component: nucleus. Gene Ontology annotation, molecular function: RNA helicase activity; ATP binding; RNA binding.